AUGGCAGACCAUUGGUGGAGGAUCCAAUCAACAUUACCUAACAAUGGAGUACCAUUUGCCUUCAUUUUGUAUGUGGACAAGAUGCACUUGUCAUCAUCUUGCAAUGUCAAAGGAUAUCCAGUAAUUACUCGGUGCACAAAUCUGCCUGUGCCUGAAGAUUCCAAAGAAGACCACAAACUCUCCUACACCAAUUUAAAGUGUGUCAUUUGGCACAAAGCAUUUUUAAAAUUUCUCAAGAUCAUCAUACUUUACUCCAAGACAGGAUUUGCCCAUAAAUGCUUUGACAAUGUCACACAGUGGUUAUAUGCACUAAUUCUGCUAUUGUUGGCUGACUAUGAAGAACAGUGUGUGAUGGCAUUAAUACAUGGGACAGGCUCGCACUGUCCUUGUCCCAUCUCCCUGGUGCCUUCAACAAAACUUCAUGACUGCAAUGCAACAUACCCUGUCCAAAAAGUUGAGGAUGCACAAAUGCAUGUCAAACUAUACAAGGAGAACCAUGCUGCAGGAGAAGCAGCCCUGAAGGAACAGGAUCCUCAUGAGACAAUCUCUCAGGACCAAUUGUACGCCUUGCAAUGUGGUGUAUACAGCUACCAUAUGCAUGAAGAGGUUAAGAAACUUGCAGAAGUUCUCGGGUGCAAUGCCCUCAAGCAAAUUGAUGAGCAAUUUGAUGCCUUUCCACAAUGGUGGGGUCUCAACCAUUUUUGCUGGGUCACAAACAUUAGCUUUAGUGAUGGGAACAAAUUCCAGGACAUCUUGAAACAAAUUCUGUUUGCUUCUCAUAAUGUGCUCACAAAGCAGAAGAGCAAAGCUGGCUAUAUGCUCUUGCAGUGCAUUGCAAGUUACCUUGCUGUGGACAUGUAUGUCUCGCUUGACACCCACACAGAGAAUGCUCUUGCAGCUGGUGAAGUGGUGAAUCAAGAUUUCCUGAAGCAUUUGGAUGUGCAUACUAACAAUGUGGUUUCUAUUGCUUGUCUAAUUACAAUCAUACAAGAGUAUAUUGAUGUUGCAGGUGAUUCAACCAAGAACUGGAACUUCCCAAAGGUACAUGCUGGGAAGCACAUAUUUCAUGACAUAUGGGAGAAAGGUGCUGCUUGGAACUUCAGCACUCAUCCCAAUGAAAAGCAACAUGGACCACUCAAAUGGAUGUAUUUACAUCAAACAAACUGCAAAGACAUUGCAAAACAGCUUCUCCAAUUGAAUCACAGGACCCUUGUGUCUGAGCUUAUUGGUGCCCACAUCACCCACCAUGAUGAACAGCAUCUGUGGGAACUCAGGGAUGCUAACUACAAUAAUGACAAUGAUCCAGAUGACAACAAUGACCCUGAGGAUGCUGCAAAUAUUGGCGCAUCAUUUGAGGGCUAUAUCUAUCUUGGUUCUCCUCAAUGCCCCACUACUUUUGCUGAUGUAGAGGAAGCAAACAGCUCAUUGCACACUUUUGAGCAAUUUCAGAAGAAAUUUUCGAUAUUCAUCAAUGAAUUCCUUCCUUCCCAUGACAUACUGCUGGCAGCUCAGGACAAUGAAUAUUGCUACCUCAAAGUGCACUAUGAGUCAGUUGUUGACUGGAAGCUUGCUACAGACUAUCUUCAUUGCAGUCCACUCUUCCACAGGCAUGAGCACUGUGACUGCGUGCUCAUUCAUACUCAUGACAAGGAUGGUAAUGACAAGAACAUCUUUGCCCAGAUCCUCUUCAUGUUCAAGUAUACUGUUGGCAACCAAUGUUUGGAGCUUGCUCUAGUGCUUCCAAUGGAUGCUCCAAUUGGCCCACAGCCUGCUCUGUGUGCAUGGCCUGCAGCAUCUUCAGAAUUCAUUUCUGUUCAUUCAAUCAUCCAUGGUGCUUUACUUGUUCCAGAUUACACUCAUCCUGAUUGA
Messenger RNA from Suillus subaureus, 1869 nucleotides. RefSeq lists its product as uncharacterized. Lineage: Eukaryota; Fungi; Basidiomycota; Agaricomycetes; Boletales; Suillaceae. The transcript has 11 exons. The record is from RefSeq and is a predicted model, not a curated record. The coding region runs from base 1 to 1869 and encodes 622 amino acids.